Molecule: messenger RNA, 4741 nt
Organism: Pseudophryne corroboree (corroboree frog)
Lineage: Eukaryota; Metazoa; Chordata; Amphibia; Anura; Myobatrachidae
Gene: TRPM4
Product: transient receptor potential cation channel subfamily M member 4
Exons: 25
Coding region: 265-3912 (1215 amino acids)
Biological process (GO): calcium ion transmembrane transport
Cellular component (GO): plasma membrane
Molecular function (GO): ligand-gated calcium channel activity; calcium-activated cation channel activity
Source: RefSeq, a predicted model, not a curated record
UACAUAAGACCUACAAUCCCGCCAGACAGGUUCUGGGCAGGUGUGUGUACAGCGGGAGGGGAAUAGGGUGGAGAAGCAGUAUUGUAACUCCUGUCCUGUAGGUGUGUCAUACAGUGUAAGGAACACCAUCCUCACACUGCCUGGGACUGAACUUCCUUAGCUCCCAGCCAGCCCUAACAGCCGGGAAUCCACACUGCACACAAGUCCUGCUCUGACAGCCGGCUGGUUACAGGCUGUGCUGGACUAACCCAGGCGGCUGGAGCCAUGGCUAGCAACAUCCCUAAAGAUCAGAGCUGGAUUCCCAAAUUAUUUAAAAAGAAAACAUGUACCACAUACAUAGAAGACAACAGGCCUGGAAGAAACGGACAGUUCUGUCAGUGCGGUUUGCCCAGGCAAAACCAUGCGUCUGUGGCUGUAGAGGACAAUUUCGGGGCAGCCAUUGUGAGUACAUGGGAUUCUGCAGAGCACACGACCGAGGAACCCACAGACGCCUAUGGCGACAUUGAGUUUGUGGGCGCAGGGAAGAAGCACAGCCAGUUUAUUCGCUUGUCAAACGAGACUGACCCCUCCAUCGUCUACAACCUUAUCACCCAUCACUGGAAGAUCCCACCACCGAACCUGGUGGUGUCUGUAGUUGGAGGAGAUGGAGACUUUAAAAUGAAAUCCUGGCUGAAGGACAUCCUGAGGAAGGGGCUGGUCAAAGCGGCACAGAGCACAGGCGCCUGGAUAAUGACAGGGGGAAUCCAGGUCGGCAUCGGGAAGUACGUAGGCGAGGCGGUCCGAGACCACGCCACUGCUAGCUCCAAUUCCAGGACCAAAGUGGUGGCUAUGGGCAUUGCCCCUUGGGGAAUUGUAAAUAACCGUGACAGCCUAGUAAACCCUAAGGGAUCUUCUCCAGCAAAAUACUACAUGGAGAAUGUGGACGGACCAACCUAUUCUUUGGACAACAAUUACUCACUCUUUCUUCUAGCAGAUGAUGGAACCAAUGAGAAAAUGGCAGGAGAAACUGGCUUUAGGUUCAGGCUGGAGGAGCAUAUAUCCCGGCAAAAGACUGGUGUUGGGGGGAAAGGAAGCAUUGAAAUACCCGUCCUGUGCAUGCUUAUUGCUGGGGAGUCCAAUAUGCUGGAGAGAGUGUACAAAGCCACAAUGAGCCCAAUUCCCUGUCUCUUGGUGGCUGGUUCUGGCGGGGUUUCCGACUGUCUCGCAGAAAUCCUGGAAGAGUCACUGAGUUUGGAGUCUUGCCGAAGCCUCGUGGAAGAGAAGCUAAAGCUUCAUUUCCCUGAAGAGAACUUGACCAAAAUAAUCGGGAAGGUUGAGAAAAUUGUGGAAAAUCGGGACCUGGUCACCGUGUACUCCAACACUGAUGGGACAGAGGAUUUUGAGACGGUUAUCUUGAAAGCUUUAGUAAAAGCUUGCAAGAAACAGUCCAGUGAUGCCACGGAGUACCUGGACGAGCUGAAACUAGCAGUGGCCUGGAACAGAGAGGACAUAGCUAAGACUGAGCUGUUCCAUGGGGAAAUCCACUGGAGGGCUUGUGAUCUCGAGGACACGAUGACUGACGCCCUGGUGAACGAUAAACCCAGUUUUGUGAAGCUCUUCGUAGACAGUGGAUUGAAUAUUGUGGACUAUCUGACCUAUGGCCAGCUGGAGGAGUUAUACAGCUCGGUGCUAGAUAACACUGUCCUCUGCCAGUUACUCCAGCGCAAGCACGAAGAACACAGAGAGUCUAACAAAGGAUCCCAGCAUCAGGAAUACAUUCCGGUGGACACUGUAGGCAAAGGACGAGACUUCAAGCUCUAUGAUGUGGCCAAAGUUCUGCGAGAGCUGAUGGGCGAUGUCUGCGCCCCCUUUUACACACACGUACUGGGAAAUGUAAAGGGAUCUGUACACAGGCGACACUCCAGUAAUAAAGGUUACCCAACCUGCGAGGAUCAAAAGUAUGAAAAUAAAAAGUCAACAACCCCAUGGAUUGACCUUUUCAUUUGGGCAAUUCUGCAGAACCGCAAAGACAUGGCCACUUACUUCUGGGAGAUGGGCACAGAAGCUGUCAGCUCAGCUCUCGCUGCUAGCAAGAUGCUGAUAGAGCUCUCUCAUCUGGAGUCAGAGGCAGAGGAGUCAUGUGCCAUGAAGGAUCUAGCCGGUAACUUUGAACAACUGGCAAUAGGGGUGUUUAAUGAGUGUUACAGAAAUAGCGAAAAUCGUGCGUUCAAACUCCUGGUAAGGCGCUCUAAUGUCUGGGGCGGAGCCACAUGCCUGCAGCUGGCCUACGAAGCAGAUGCUAGGAAUUUCUUUGCGCAAGAUGGCGUACAGUCCAUGUUAACAGAGAACUGGUGGGGUCAGAUGGCGCAGAAUACACCCGUGUGGGCGAUGGUUUUGACUUUCUUCUGUCCACCUCUCAUUUACACCAAUCUCAUUGAAUUCAAAAACUAUGACCAUGAAAAUGGACUAGAAAGUCAGAGAGUGGAAAUGGACAGCUUAGAUAUUGAUAUAAAGACCACAGUGGCAGAAAUCAUGGAGGGGGAAGAAAUAAUGAAGGAAAAAAAUGAACUUGUAGAACUGAAACCCGGCAAGACGGCCAAUUCAAACCAUGGAGCCCAUGAUGGUGAAGUCAGUAAGGACAAGCGAAGGCCACAAUGGUUGCGUACAUGGAAACAGUUUUGGAGCGCCCCCGUGACGGCCUUCUUUGGGAACGUGGUCAUGUACUUUACAUUUCUCUUCCUCUUCUCCUAUGUGCUCCUCAUGGACUUCAAGCUACCUCCACCAGUAGGCCCAGCCACCUCAGAGAUUAUACUUUAUUUUUGGGUUUUCACUAUGGUUUGUGAAGAAAUCCGGCAAAGUUUCUUUGUGGGAUCUAUGCCUGUAGCACAGAAGGUCAAACAAUACUUACAGGACUCCUGGAAUCACGUGGACAUCACGGCCCUGCUACUGUUCAUCAUUGGUGUCAUCUGCAGGAUGAUGGACCAUACAUAUGAGUCAGGACGGACCAUCCUCUGUUUUGAUUUCAUGGUUUUCACCCUUCGGCUUAUUCACAUUUUUGCGGUCAACAAACAGCUGGGGCCCAAAAUAAUUAUUGUCAGAAAGAUGAUGAAAGACGUCUUCUUCUUCCUCUUCUUUCUGUUUGUCUGGCUUAUUGCCUAUGGAGUGGCCACAGAGGGUCUCCUACACCCCAAUGACAUGCGUCUGGGCUGGAUAUUCCGACGUGUCUUUUACAGGCCUUAUCUACAAAUCUUUGGUCAGAUUGAACUAGCCAAGAUAGACGCUGGACUACUAGAAAAUAUAAACUGCACAGAUGACCCUGUGGAAAUCAUGAAUGAGGUAUUGCCCCCUUGUCCCAACACAUUUGCCAAUUGGCUGGUGAUUCUCCUGCUGGUUGUCUUUCUGCUCGUUGCGAACAUUCUUCUGCUGAAUCUGCUGAUCGCCAUGUUCAGCUACACCUUCUCCAAAGUCCAAGGUAACAGUGAUAUCUACUGGAAAUUCCAGCGCUACAACCUGAUUGUGGAGUACCACAACCGCCCGGCACUGGCCCCGCCCUUUAUUAUCAUCAGCCACAUUCACACGUUUAUCAAGCGCAAGAUCCGCAAGGUGGAGUCUCAGAAAAUCAGACACUUCAUGUUGGAAUUAAAGGAGCCUCUGGACAGCCGGAUGCUCACCUGGGAAGCCGUUCAGAAGGAGAACUACCUGGUGAAUAUCGCCAAGUUGAAGAGGGACAGCGACACCGAGCGGCUGAGACGCACCUCACAAAAGGUGGACACCGCAUUGAAGCAGCUGAUUGAGAUCAAAGAACACGACCGAAGGUUGAAAGCACUGGAAACAGAGGUUGAAUACUGCGGAAAGGCGCUUUCCUGGAUCGUAGAUGCCCUUCAGCAGAGUGACCUGGUGAAAACCGCUACACCGCCUCCCGUCUAUAAGUGAGGUUAAUGCCACUUCAUUCCGUGCAACACUUCAUAUUGUUUACUUCCAAGUCUCUUGACAUUACCACUACUUAUGUUGUGUGCGCAGUGGACAUGGAGUUCAGUUCUGCUCAGCCGUCAACGAGCGGACAUUUUAAAGCUCACUUUAUAUUUUCUUAUAUUCAUCCACUUUGACCAAACUACCCUCAUUCCAUGUUCAGAAGAAACGCACAUAUAUCCCUCCUCCCUGGGAAAUUGCUUUCUGAGGCAAAUCUUCAAGGACAAUGUGUAAAUAAUGUGAAAGUAAUACUGUUAAUAUGUAGACUAAUGUAUCUGAAAUGAGCUUGGGUCCAGAAUGAGUCUACCUAUGACUCACACGGUGGUGGCAGCCAUUUUGUGUGUUGAACCAAUAUUCAGCCUGUGACAGAUUUUUUAGGUCUAUGAUGUAACUUUAACUACUAAAAAAGUUCAAAUAAUAGAAAAAGCCUUUAAAGUCUUAGUUUUAUUGAAUUAUGAAUGUAAGCCAGGGCAGGGCUGAGUUUUGUACAGAGGUAUUGUCUCCCUUUAGUAUCGUUUCAGUGGUACUAAACGCGCAUACAGACUGUGCGUUUUUGCCCAGCGUGUAUGCACAGCGAUGAUCGCUGACAUCGCUGGGCUGAAAAUCGCUCAGUGCAUACCUUUAGUUAUAUUUACAUUGCUAUAGAUUUUGUUUUUUGUUUUUUUAUUUAUGUUGUGUUGUAUUUUUUCCAGGAAAAAAAAUGGGCUUUUAAAAUAUGUAUGUAAAGAUCUUAUUAUGUUUGAUACUGUUCUCAAGAUAUUUUGUCAAACCCAAUAAAACUAUAUAUAUUUUA